Messenger RNA from Stylonychia lemnae, 1113 nucleotides. Lineage: Eukaryota; Ciliophora; Spirotrichea; Sporadotrichida; Oxytrichidae. The record is from the annotation of a GenBank genome assembly.
AUGGGAAACGUCGAUUCACGUUGCAAACACGAACACGGUUACUUGAUGGUCUAAACUGCCAAAUAAAUCUACUAUCCAGGUGAAGUUGUCACAGGAACUGUUUAUCUUAGAACUCAUGUGGCCCUUGAAGUUUCUUACAUUGAGCUUGAAGUUCAAGGUAAAGAGAAGGUUUCAUUUGUGACGAGAGAGCACAGAGAUAAUGAAUGGCAUCAUGACAAGCAUAAAUCUAAAAAGAUCCUCUGGCAAUUCAAACAGCCUUGUUUCACAUUUUCUGUACCCACUCUUGCUCCAGGAGAUUAUGCUGUUCCUUUCAGUUUCGCCUUGCCUCCACAUAUUCCAUCAAGUUUGUACUACAAAAAUAAGCAUAUCGAUGCUAAGCCAAAAGCCUGUGUCAAAUAUCAAAUGAGAGCAUCUCUUAUUGACCACCAUCAUCACUCUCAAAUGAAAUACAAGACCAUUAUGGUUAUCAGAGAGCAUGAUGUUCAAUUUGAAGUAGGAAGGAAAACAACAUCUGAACUUCCAAUUUCUACCUGGUGCUGCAUUAAUCAAGGUUAAUCAAGAAUUGAGGUUGAUUUUGAGAAGAAUGUCUUUGAGCCACAUGAAGUGUGUAGAGCUAAUGUUAACCUAGAUAACUCAAGAUGCAAUGUCAGACUAACUAAUGUCAGACUUGCAGUCGAAUAGGUAGUAAGAAUUACUGCUGGAUGGCACACUUUCAACCAAACAUUUACCUUAUCUGAUAAGCAUGAAGCAGGAGUUCCAGCAAAUCAUUCAACCCCUGAGCUUAGACAUCUCGAACUUCCACUCAGUUCAAUCACAUACUAAGUUGAAGGUCAAAGAAAGAAAGGUGGCCAUAUGAAGUCAAUCUGUGCUGAGGAUCUCUACAUGAUGAAACAGAUGCAGCCAGCUUGCCAUGGUCAUCAUAUAACAAAUGAAUACUUCUUAGCUGUAAGAUGUGGUUUUGAGGGCUGUACUUGCUGCGCUACUCUUCCUCACGCUAGAAUUCCAAUUUCCAUUGUUCCAGUUGUUAACCCACAAUUCGCUUCAUUCUCACAACCAACGGACUUCGCUCCAUAAUACUACCAGCAAUAUGAUUUCUAGGUAAAAAUGCAAUGA